GGGGGCGGGGCCUCGGUGCCCCACCCGGGCCAGCGGGCCACGCCCCUUCCCCAGCUCCGUGCUCUCAGUCAGAGCGAAGCGGCCGGCGGAGCAGAGCGGACCUCAAGGUCAGCCAUGUCAUCUGAGCCUCCCCCCCCACCACAGCCCCCCACCCAUCAGGCUUCAGUUGGGCUGCUGGACACCCCUCGGACCCGUGAGCGUUCACCAUCCCCACUGCGGGGCAACGUGGUCCCGAGCCCACUGCCCACUCGCCGGACGAGGACCUUCUCAGCGACCGUGCGGGCGUCACAGGGCCCUGUCUACAAAGGAGUCUGCAAAUGUUUCUGCCGAUCCAAGGGCCAUGGCUUCAUUACCCCAGCUGACGGCGGCCCCGACAUCUUCCUGCACAUCUCUGACGUGGAAGGGGAGUAUGUCCCAGUGGAAGGCGACGAGGUCACCUAUAAGAUGUGCUCCAUCCCACCCAAGAAUGAGAAGCUGCAGGCUGUGGAGGUCGUCAUCACCCACCUGGCACCGGGCACCAAGCACGAGACUUGGUCCGGACAUGUCGUCAGCUCCUAGGAGACGCUGGAAGCACCCCUUCUGUGCCUGUGGGAGACUUUGUGGGGAGCAGGCGGCAGACUCUGGAGAUGACAUUCUUCCACACGAGAUGGGGCUUUGCGGGGGCAUGGGCCCUUUCAAAUAUCUCCUGGAGGAAGGGGUGUGUGGGUCAGGCAUGAGGUGUUCCCGGCCACCAGCACAGUCUCUGACCAUUGCAACAACCUCUCACCACCUGAAGAGAAUUAAAAGCAUUUAAAAAGUA
This is a messenger RNA of Sapajus apella (tufted capuchin), 799 nucleotides long. RefSeq names its product calcium regulated heat stable protein 1 (gene CARHSP1). Gene Ontology annotation, cellular component: cytoplasm. NCBI's taxonomy places the organism in Eukaryota, Metazoa, Chordata, Mammalia, Primates, Cebidae. The transcript is spliced from 4 exons. Bases 115 to 558 code for a protein of 147 amino acids. Gene Ontology annotation, molecular function: mRNA 3'-UTR binding. The record is from RefSeq and is a predicted model, not a curated record. Gene Ontology annotation, biological process: regulation of mRNA stability.